AAUGCACUGGCUAAACAGAUCAGAAGUGUACAUGAAGAAACGGCUUAAAAAUUCACUAGCAGACUUUAAAAAACUCAUGUCUUAGCAAUUUGUUGUUAUGCUGGAUGAUUAUUUGUUACAUACGCGCUGUCUCUAUCUCUCUCUGUUUAUGAUAAUCGGAAUCUAAUCAUCACCCAGACCUCAAAAUGACGUGACAGUUCUCAAAUUGAAGAUUGAUCAACUUGAGGAAAGAGAACGGGAGCUACUAAAACUGAAAGAAGAAAAUGAGGCAGAUUUUGGACAAAAGCGAGCAAGAUUCAGGGAAUUGUUUAUGCAGAAAGAAGCUGAAUUAAAAGCAGAUAAAGACAGAUUUACAAAGCUGGAACAGGAGUUACAAGAGACAAAAUCUGAACUUGAAGAUAUUAAGACAGCAGUGGCAGUGUCUGAGGCCAACAAGGAGGAAGAAAUCGCAAAAAUACGCAGACAGUGUGACCAGGAGAUACAGACAAUGCAGGCAUUAUUAAAAGAGGCUGCUGAAGAGGCGUCGAGUUCUACUGCUGCACAGUAUGAAUCUGAGCGGGCUAAACUACAAGAACUCAAUGAAAAUUAUGAAGAAGAAAUACAGUCAAUACGAAGUCGUCUGUCUCAAGAAAGGCAGCUUGAAAAGGGAAAAGGGUUCCUGUCUUCUGUUGCCGACAUUGUGUCUCGAGGGACAGCAUCAUUGAACCCAGCAAGCACGGAUGCAAAUACUGAGGCGGAAAACCUUGAAGAAGAUAUGAGGAAGGCACAGCAAGAUGCAGAAAUUCUGAAAUCUGUGGUUAUGCCACUUGAGAAAGAAAUUGAAAGCUUGAAACAAAAACUGAAAAAACAAGAAAGCAAUGUGAGGUCCUUAGAAAAACAGAAACUGCAGUUGCAGGAGAAACUGGUGUCAGGUUCGUUACAGGAGGGUGAACUUCCAAGUCCUACAAAAACCAUGUCACUACCAUCACUAGAUGAUAUCACGGAUCCUGAGGAGAAGAUUCAGCAGUUGCUGAAGUACCUGAAGGUAGAAAAGGCCUCUAGAGUGGACCUGGAAAUGUAUGUUGCUGUUCUCAGUACUCAGAAAAAUGUCCUCCAAGACGAAAGUGACAAAACAAGGAAUGAACUCAAAGAAGUGUGUAGUAUUCUAGAUGAUGAAAAAAGAGCACACAAUCAGUUGAAGGAAACAUGGACCAUGGCCAAUGAUCAGUUUCUAGAAUCUCAAAGACUUAUGAUGAUGGAUAUGAGAAGGAUGGAAAGUUUGCUGUCUGCUGAACAACAGAGAUUAUUAGCGGAACAACAGAAAAAAGAUCUGGAGAGAGAAGCCCAGCAGAAGAAAGUGAAGGAUUUAGAGGAAUUGAGACUGAAGCAGGAAAAGGAACAAGAACUGCUCAAAAGUAUAGAAGCUGUAAAACAAGUUGAAGAAAAUACAAAAAAAUUUAAGAAAAAGGAAGCUAGACUUUCAGAGAGAUUAUUCAGUGAUAAAAGUGCAUCCAAUACUUCCAUAAACUCCGUUGGCUCUAUAGAUUCAUUGAACUUUGACGACAGUCUGGCUGAACCCUCGCUGAAGAAAUCUCUAUCCAAUUCCGAGUUAAACUCUUUGUCGGAACAGGAAUUUCUUGAUAGUGGAGUCCAUGAGACUCGGUCAUUAAAUGAGAUGGAUAAUUUAACUAUACGGAUAAGUCCUGAAAAAGUGAUAAAUUUACCGUCACUGACUGAGGCACAGGUCAAGGCUAUAACAGCUCCGACUCCAGAAAAUGAGGCGAGGAAGAAUUUAAUGGCCAGUGCCAAAUCUAAAACAGACACUAUAUCACUGCAGGGAAAGCGUCUGGUUAGUGAUAAAGAAUGGAAGCUGAUGCAGGAAGAGUUGAGAGCAGCUCGUGAAAAGCUUGGCAGGCCAUGUGACAUGUGCAAUAAUUAUGAAGCUCAACUACAGAGUGUACAGGAUGAACUGAAAGAAGAAAAAGCUAAACUCCGCUCACAGGAACGUGAGUCAAAUGCAGAAAAACAAACUAUAAAUAGUCAGAAAAAUUACAUUACAGAACUGGAAGAAAAAUUGAAAGAUGCAGCUUCAAGUACUGAUGAAGAGAUUGGUAGCUUAGUGAACAAAGUGAAAGAAUGUGAGAAAUAUAUCACAGAACUUGGGCAGCAACACAAUGCAGCACAAGUAGAACUACAAGAUAGUUUGAAACAUCUUUCAUCAGAAAGAACAGAGGUCCAAAAGGAGCUUGUAAGAUUACAAGAGGAAAAUGAUUCUCUACAAGGCAAACAUUCCAAACACGCAGAGCAGCUACAGAAUGAAGACAUCAAUCUUCCAAACAACCUCGAUGAUAUGCAGUUACUGCUGUUAAAAUAUCGAGAAGAAAUCAUUCAAGCUAAGGUUGCCAAAGAACAUACAGAGGAAAGCCUGAAAAGUCAGAUUAUGUUCCUGAAAGACCAGGUUGUAUCUGAACAACAGGAGAAGUCUACUAUGGAAGAGACACUCACACAAGAAAUCAACUCAUUGCAAGAAAGACUAGCUAUACAAGACAGUAUAAAAUCGGAGUUUGACAGAGAAGCUGCUGUUCGUGCCGAGGCAGAGUCAAAGUUACGAGAGAUAGAACAAGCAUUGAAGGGUCAGCAGGCAAAAUCGAAGCAGCUGAUUGGUGGCUUAAAGAAACAGUUGGAGGAAGAGUCAAAUGCAAGGACACGUUUAGAGAAUGAAGUUCAUUCACUGAAAGUGAAGACACAGUCACUACAGGGUGACCUGGAUAACAGUGAGGCAGUACAAAGAGACUUUGUUAAACUGUCACAGUCUUUACAGAUCCAGCUGGAACAGAUACGUCAGUCAGAGACCGAGGUACGAUGGCAGAAUGAGGAAGAUAUUGAUGAUUGUCAUGCAUGUAAACAACAAUUUUCUGUUACCAAAAGAAAGCAUCACUGUAGACAUUGUGGGAAGGUAUUUUGUUCUGAUUGUAUAACUAAAACUGUAAACAGUGGACCGAAGAUGCGGCCUGCCAAAGUUUGUGAUGUGUGUCACACUAUACUUGUCGCCGAUGCUACGCCAUAUUUCAGCACGGAACCACCUCAUACACCAGACUGAGAUCAAUUUAUUACCAAGCCUCCUACUGGCGGACCAUAGUUUUGCAUUGAUGGCUAUAUUAUUAUUAAAUCUGUUAGCUUGAACCUUUUUACCCCCUAACUGGCAGUGGUUAAUUCCAUAACAUUGAAUGGACUAGUCCAUUGCUAACAUAUAGGGUAAAGACAUAUCCAUUUUCUGAAUGAGUAGGCCUGGCACAAACCACUUCAGUAUGAAAUGAUGAACACAAAAAAAAAUCAGUUUUAAGUUUACUUUAGUGACAGUUUUUCAAGCAAUCAUUUGGAUUUAUAUUUAAUGUUAAGUAAUGGGAAAGUUUAUUUUCUUAGGCACAGGAGGAUGUAAAUUAAAAUUUGUUAUACAUGAAAAUUUGCUCCCAAGAUAUAUUCUUUCAUUAUUAAAAGAGCUUUGCACAAAACUGUCAGCUUUAUCUGCUUUAUCUACCUACAUAAUACCUAAAUCUUAAAAAUCUUGUGUUUUUUUUUUUUUCUACAAAUCUUAGAGAUAUCUUGACCACUCCACUUGAGAAUGCAUUACAUACUAUUUUACUAAUACGGCAUUAUUUCUGUAUUUUCUUCACUAUUUUGCUGUAAGAAAGCGCUAUGGUAAUACAAAACUGUGUUUUUAUACACUGGAUUCUUAUUGUUUUACUAUAUUUUUAGCUUAAAACAUUUUAGGCUAUAAUUUAUUAGGUUGUCAGUUUUGAUUUUUUUUACUCUCAUUAAUUCACAUGUAAUCACCAUUUUCCCCCAUUAUAAUGGUAUUGUGAUAAUUACUAGAUAUGCUGUCUUUGGAUACUAGGAUUACUGUCAGUUGGGUAAUACUCACAAUGACUUUUCCCUAAUAUUUGCGAACAAUUCUACUCACAAACUCAGAAAUACUUGUAUGUUAUUAGCUUUGUUUAUGCUAAAGAGGAAAUAUUGCGCCACUUCAACAGCACGUUAUUACUCUGCAAAAGAACAAACGCAUAUAUCUGAGUGCAAAACUAAAAUCUUUCUGUUACAUAUGUAUCUACUCCUAUUAAUUUUACAAACUUAUAGAAUAGCCUGAAUAAAAUUGACAAAUCUGACCUAAAUAAAAAAUUAAAGCAAUAACACACAUUUAAAUGCUAUCAUAAACCCUACAUGAAAUUCAGAUGUCAGUAUGAAAGAAAUAUUGACGUUUCAGUUUCCAGUUUAACUUAACCCUUAUCAUACUGGACACGAUUGAUUCUGCCUUUGCAACCAGUGUAGAUCUUGAUCAGCCUGCACAUCCAUGCAGUCUGAUCAAGAUCAGCACUGUUUGCCAUUCAAUCAGUAUCUUUUUGGUAAGCACCCCUUUUAACAGUUAAUGGUACUGUCCAAAUUGAAAGAUGGACAAGUUCAUUAUAGAAAUUUAGCAGGGUAAGAGUUACAAAUGAGUAUGUAAUCAUCAUGUAUAUUAAUCUGCAGCAUGUCCUAAAACACAAAACAGUCACAUUUCACAAAGUCUUUUCACCAUGGAUUAGGUUGUUAAUCAUGACAUCGCUAAAUAAAGUAUGUGUUAAAAAUAUACCCAAUUUACAGUACAUAAUUGAUUUGCUGCACACCUUUCUGAAAAAUAACUUUUACUUCAACUGUAAAAUUAUAUUUAAACAUGGAAAAAAAAUGAAAGGGCUUUAUGGUAUUUUGAAUUAAAGGUGACUGCUAUGAAUUAUUCAAUCUUUAGAUAGAACUUGAAUUCUUUUGUAAAAUUGCCUUCUUGGGACUAUUCAAUUUCUGUUAUCUCAGAUGCAUAUACACAUCACACAAAAGGAACUUUAUGUAAAACAAUGAAGUAAAUUGAGCCGCGCCAUGAGAAAACCAACAUAGCAGCUUUGCGAACAGCAUGGGUCCAGACCAGCCUGCGCAUCCAUGCAGUCUGCUCAGGAUCCAUGCUGUUCGCUAACGGUUUCUCUAACUGCAAUAGGUAUUGAUAGCGAACAGCAUGGAUCCUGACCAGACUGCGUGGAUGCGCAGGCUGGUCUGGAUCCAUGCUGGUCGCAAAACCGCUAUGUUGGUUUUCUCAUGGCGCGGCUCAAUUAUUAGUUAGAAAGUAGAGCUAUUGAGCAUUUCUGUGUGUUUUCUAGUCAUGAUACGAAAUAGCGUAGAGAGUUUUACUCUUAAAGCUCUAGUAGAUUUAUGCAUAAUUUUACACCUUUCUGACAUUAUUUAUUUCAUUAUUUUGUGAUAUUUAGGGUAGUGCUAUUAUUUUGCAGUUUGGUGACCAUUGCAGGUUUGAAGUUUGUCAGGAUAGAAGUUUACAUAGUGAAAAUGCAGGAUGUUAAUUCGGCAAUUUUGAAUGAUUAUGAUCAUGAAACAAAAAAAUAAAUAGGCAUGUUGAAUGUAACUUAUCAAAUAUUGCUAUCAGAAUGAGUCAAAGUGAAUGUACCAAUAUGAAGGGUAUUAUAGUCAAAAGUUUUCAUUUUUAGAUCAAAGAAAAAUACCAGGAAGAGUUGUUGUUUUUUUGGCAACAUGGAUGUUAGUAUGGUAGGAUUAGACUAUAAGUGCUUUACUAGUAAUAUCGGGCUUACAAAAUCAUGUAUGAAAAAGUGUAUUGAUUUUUUAAAUUCAGUUGAUUUGCUAUUAAAAAAUAAAGCCACUGCUUGUGACAAACAUACUCUGUAGAUUGGAUGAUAAUAUUUACAAUAUUUACACUGGCUUUAUUUUCACUAUUACUGUGAAAUCAUGAAAUUUCAUGGACAUGAAAUUGUGUGGGAUUUGCCUGUAGUAUGUCAUAGUGAUAUGAAUUCAUACACUUCAACAUUUGAGGAAUGGAUUUUUUGUUGUUGACAAUUUAACUUUAUGGAUUGAGGGCAACCAUGAAAUUCUCCCAUGAAAUCUUAUUAUGGUUUCACAGUAUUAACAAACAGUAUGUUUUUGCAAAUUAAAAAUGGCUGUGAAUAUUAUAGCAUUAUGUCAAAUUCAUACUGCGCUUAGUUAUACAUUUAUUUUGUACUAUUUCUAACCUAGCAUACAACACAGUUUAUGCAGACAAUUGUGAUUCUUUCUUGUUUAUACAGAUUCUCUGUGAUAAUGGUUCUUUUUUUUUCAAAUAUGAAAUUUGGGCAUAACAUAACUUUAACAACAUGAAAAACACCUAUAGGGCUACUGGUAAUUGAAGCAACAUGAAAAAUGAGUAUAUGACAUUAUAUUCAUAUUGUUAAUACAUUAAAGUUUCAAGGGGCCUCUGUGGCCAGGUGGUUAAAAUCCCAGACUUCAAAUAACUUGUCUGUCACCACUAUGGGUUCAAAACCUUGCUAGGUGAAGAAUUCUUCAAAUGUGCAGAAGCCUCCGAACUGACUUUUGGAAGAGGGAAAGUUUUAUAUAUAAAGGUAAUACAUGAAGGGGCAACUUAGGUCUUCCUCAACCAUCAUAAGCUGGAACAUCACUAUAAUAUGACCUAUAGCUGCUUCGGUUUGACAUUAAACUGAAUAAAACUCAACAAAAAAAGUGGGAAAACAUUCCCAUUGACAAGAAGCAGUUGCUGGAUUCUGAAAUCAUUGAGAACUAUUUACUUUUUUCUGUUAAGUUAAUUAGUAAAUCGGUGCAUUGUAUAAUUGUUUGAGGUUUGCUACUCUUGAAAGUUUUGCAAAUGAUUGGGGUUUUAAAGCAUUAAUACUAUCAGACAUUAAUUUUAAACUAUUUCAAUCUGUUAGACAUGAAUAUCAAAACAUAGAAGUAAGGCUGAAUGAAGGAAAAUUGAUAUGAAGAUUUUCUAAUCCAUGAUUAUUUGAGUACAGUCAAACCUGUAUUGAGCAACCAGUCAAUGAUUUGACACAGUUUUGCUUGUGAAGGAAGUAGGCUGCUUUAGACAAGUUGAUGUUAAAACAAAAAGACAUUUUUGGAAGUUAGCAGACUGAUUGCUUAAGGCAAUUGUCUGUUUGAUACAGGUGGCUGUUACGGCAAGUUCGACUUUAUAUGAGCCGCGCCAUGGGAAAGCCAGCAUAGUGGCUUUGCGACCAGCAUGGAUCCUGACCAGGCUGGUCUGGAUCCAUGCUAGUCGCAAAGCCACUAUGUUGGUUUUCUCAUGGCGCGGCUCAUUUACUGAAUUAUUUAUAAACUGAAACACAGAAUGGCGGUUUGAAUUGUAUUGGGAGUUGAAGUCCAGGAAACACUUGAGGAUGAGUUCCUUUACAGUCACUGUAAAAGAAGGCUUAAACAAGGUGUUAAAAGUCUUUUUUUUUUAAGAUUAUUUGUGAAGUUUGUUAUAGUUUUAGAUCUGAUUAUUUGUGGUGCAAUUUCAAGUAAUUUAUAUGUAGAGUAGGGAAUAUGUGUAGUGUUUUGUUGAAAUGGGCCGUCUUUUGGAGUAAUGUUUAGUUGAGAAACAUUGUUUUUAGCUAAUUUUAAUUUGUAAUAUUUCAUACCUUAAAGCCGCAUACUUCAGUUUAAUGGUCAAUUAUCCUCUGUAUAUGUCAAACAGAAACUGCUGUGAAAUUAUUUAUUUUGUUGGUAUUAAGAUUUAUGCUUUGUUUUUGCCCUAACAAUUUCUUCAUGCCAAUAUCAAGUUUUGAAUUUCAGUUUUUUGAUAAAGCAUUAUUUGGAAUUGAGUUUGUUGCUUUUGAUUUAAAUUUACAAAUUGAUGAAAGUAAAUAAUCUCUCAAAACACGCUUUUCAUUAAUAUUAAUGCUUAAUCACCAGAAUUUCAGAAAAACAAGACUGUCCGUUUCAACCCGAUGAGUCCUGAACAGGAAAAAUCUGUUGAAUGCUGUGAAAUUUAGUUAGAAGUGCUUUAUUGUUUAUUUAUUAAUCAUGUUAAAUCUUGGUCCUUAAUGUCAAAAGAUGAUGGCAUUAAACCACAAAAAGAAACAAAACAGUAUGUAAAUUUGGUAUUCUUUAUUUUUAUGCUGAGCAAUCUGCUCGUUCAGCUAUAUUUAUGGUCUUUGCAUGAUGAACUGGCUAGCUGGAAUCAACCAAAACCGGAGCUCAUUACCUUAAAAAACAGAAUUUCUGAUACCACUGUGUCAUUUCUAUCAUGUCUUUUCCUUUAGGUAGUGUGAAAUCAUUUUGCUUUUGCUUGCAUGGAAUUUCAUGUUUUUUUGGCAAGACUUAGUGCUGUUAUUUUGUUUAGAUAUGUAUUCAAGGAUUUGAACUUUUGAUGAUAAAAUGGAAAUUAUAUUUAUUUGUUGAUUAAUUUCAUCACACUUGAAUAUUAAUGACAUUGCAGUAUUCAUCUGUGUUAGGUGCCAUUGUUUACAUAAUUUUUCGACUUUUCAUUCUGUAUAAACUUCAACAUUUUCUCAGAUUGUGCAGCAAGCUUUUUUGAAUGAUGAGGUGAGUCAGAAUAAAAUAAAUACAAAAUUUGAAAAUACAUUCCGAGAAAAAAAUCAUGACAGAUCAAGUAUUUAUCAACGUUCAGAGUAUGUAAAUUGAAAAAUAAAUGUUCAUUUGUGCUUAGACUUUAAAAUAUUAACUCCAAUCCGCUUUAAGUUUAUGUUGCCUCUGUUUGAUUCUCCUUUGCAUGAAUAUAGGCCUUGAAUUUGAACAAAAAAAUCGGUAAGAUUCUAUCAAUAAAGUUAAGGCAAAUUCAGUAUUGCUAUUUUUAGAUCAUAAUUUUGUUUGUUGCUAUUUUCAGAUAAUGAUUUUGUGUGUUGACAAAUGCAGACAUCAUAAAUGAUUGUCACAGCAAAUGAGAAGAUAAAAAUCAAACAUUUUCCUCAGAAUUAUUGAUAUAUGUAAUUUCAUCUUUCCACAGAAACUCGCAGAUAUCUGAUAUUUGUUUUACAUGCAAGCUAUUACUUUGAAAUCAUAUUUUAUCAGCAUAAAAAUUGUGGUUCCUGCAAAACGGCUGUUUUAUUGAGAUGUAACUUUGUGUUUGUUGAUUACUCAUUUUGAAAACAUGCCAGGGCUUUUUUCCCCUAUAAAGCUACCACCUGUAAAAAAGGAGGCAAUCCAAGUGCAGAAAAGUAUGUUUUUGUCCCAUUGUUGAACUUACAAUUCCAAAACCAUUGUUAAUGCCUAGGAUUUUUUUUUUGCUUUCCAACAUAGUUUUGCUGUUUCGUAGACUUUUACUCAUUAAAUUCAGUAAACAGUUAUCAAUAUACCAUCACACAUUUUAAAAUGUUUUUCUUAAAGAAAUCAAAUACAUUUCGUUAAGUUUUCAUUAUUCAAAUUAAGACAAAUUACUGAGGUAUUUUCCCAAUUGUACCAGUGUUGGUAGCAUUCCAAAAAUGGUGAGAAAAAGGCCUGUGUGCCUGCUUAGCUUAGUAAAGAGAGUGCAGAUCUACUGAUCACAAUCACAAGUUUAAUCAACUUGCAAGGGGAUGAUUUGACAAAAGACUGAAAUCAUUCAUAUUCCAAAUCUAAUUAAUAUAAAGAAGUUGACAAUUACCUCUGAAGAACAGUUUAGUACUUGACACUGGUUGGACUAACUGCUCGUCGCUAUGCUACUGAAAUACUGUUAAAAAUGGCAUUAAUCUCAAAAAUUGCACAUUUUGAAGAUAGACAGUAAUUUUGUCUUUUUCUUUUUUUUUUUUUUUUUUUGAUGUACGAAACCUUGAAAAUGAAUCCAUCACAAUUGUUGAUUUCACAGUAUAUGGCGGUGACAUUGUUGUAAAAUAUUUCUAGUUAUACAAUUAUAUUGUACAGCACUUUAGUAUUCUGAGGCUAUUUAUUCUGAAAUUAUAAAUUGUUGUUUAUUGGUGUCAUUAUUGUUAUUAGUAUGAAUAAAACAGAAAUAUGAAAUUAAA
This is a messenger RNA of Mercenaria mercenaria, 9758 nucleotides long. Its product is annotated as rab GTPase-binding effector protein 1-like. Gene Ontology annotation, biological process: endocytosis. The transcript is spliced from 22 exons. Lineage: Eukaryota; Metazoa; Mollusca; Bivalvia; Venerida; Veneridae. Bases 311 to 3079 code for a protein of 922 amino acids. Gene Ontology annotation, molecular function: growth factor activity; metal ion binding; GTPase activator activity. The record is from RefSeq and is a predicted model, not a curated record. Gene Ontology annotation, cellular component: intracellular membrane-bounded organelle.